ACAUUCUCGAAAACAUCAUCCAAGCUGGCUCACAUACAGUACACCGAUGGGUUGGUACGGGAGUAUAUCCUGUUCCGAGGCUUUUCGGGAGCGCUCAAAUCGUUCGAUGCUGAGCUGAAGAACGACAAGGAUAAAAGCUUCCGAGUGGACAAGCUGAUCGACCAGCUGAUGCAGCAGAUUCAGUCGCACGAUCUGCAGGGCUUGAGGGAUCUAUGGUCUCAUCUGAACAAUCACCUCUUUCGCAAUCUGGAGCACAGCUACACUUCUGCGGUCAAUAAAUUAGAGCAGUCGAUGUUGAAACUUUACCUAGUGAUCGCGUACAUGUCUAAUAAACAGGAAAAAGUUAAUGACUUUUUUACCAAAAUGGCUCCGGAAUUGGUAAACCAGAGCGAAUGGAAGGAAUGGUUCUAUUUCCCAUUCUGCAAGAACCCGGAGGAGCAUUCCGCGUUCGCCGUUUGCUUCACCAAGCAGUGGCAAGAUACCCUGCUUAUCUCGCUUCAUAACUUCCUGUCGACCAUUUACCAAUGCAUGCCCCAGCCAACGAUUUCUAAGGUUGAAGCCGAGAGUAGUCUGCUGCGCAAGCUACAGGAAGAAAACGGGCAACUUCGGGCCAAGCUGCAAAGUAUCCAACAACAGCAAGCUGGCUCCAGUUCCACCGGACCGAGUGCUAGCCAUCAUCAGUCACGUUUGUCGAGCUUCUCUUCGGAUGGCAAGAUUCGGUUCGGCAGUAGGGGCUCGGCAGCGAAUCCACAAUCGCUGAACGAUAUCGUUCCGUUCGACAUUCCUCCGCCGGCACAUAUUGUCGAUGAUUUCUACAUCAUUGCCCAGGAAUCGAACAACAUUGGCAAUGCGGCCGAAUCGCAAGCCCGUGGAUUGAAAUCGUUGAUCAAAAACAUAAGCUCCGGGGGCAGCCCGGUGCUGGGCCGCAAGGAUACGGCAUCGGAGCGCAACAAACGGCGCUCCGGGAGCGUGGGUAGCCGCAGCAACUGGAUACAUAGUUAAGAAGCUAGGUUAUUUGGUAUAACUGGUAAUGUUUGUUUAUGGUUUUUCUGUUUUUUGAGCGGUUUACUAUUUAAUGUCCUAUAUGUUAUAUGAUCUCACAAUCUACGAAUAUGCUUACAUAGAAAAAAAUAAACGGAUGUAUAUGGUUAUAAAAUGUAACUUUCGAAAAAUAAGUUUUAUUUCCCU
This is a messenger RNA of Uranotaenia lowii, 1188 nucleotides long. RefSeq names its product WD repeat-containing protein 91. The annotation marks the transcript as partial. Gene Ontology annotation, molecular function: phosphatidylinositol 3-kinase regulator activity. NCBI's taxonomy places the organism in Eukaryota, Metazoa, Arthropoda, Insecta, Diptera, Culicidae. The transcript has 3 exons. The record is from RefSeq and is a predicted model, not a curated record. Gene Ontology annotation, biological process: early endosome to late endosome transport. Gene Ontology annotation, cellular component: late endosome membrane; extrinsic component of endosome membrane; early endosome membrane.